AGCAACCCGGCAUUUUAUUUCAUUCGGCUAACGGCAUUCCGUCGGAGCGCACGUGUGUUUAAAUAAUGUUUUUAAUUAUUUUGCUUAGUGCCGCCUUGGCGGUGACCAGUGGUCAGAGAACGUUAAGUGUAAACACAACUGAAGGGGUUGUAGUGGGCUAUGGUGAUGAUUAUUUUGAGUUUUACGGAUUAAGGUACGGAGGUCCUGUCUCGGGAGCAAACAGGUUCAAGGCCCCGAGCCCAGCCACCCCAUACCCGUCAGAAUUCCACGCAAUGGAUAGGAAUAUCCGCUGUAUCCAACCAACGUCCUCAGGACACGUCGGAGUCGAAGACUGCUUGUAUCUUGACGUUUUUACCAAAAAUGUCACCUACGCAAAACCCGUCCUCGUAUGGCUUGAAAGCGAAGGCUACCAAUCAUCUAGAAUGCCAUCUUCCUUCAGACAACUUGUAACUAACGAUGCUGUCGUUGUAUCGUUGAAUUACCGUCUAUCAAUCUUUGGAUUUCUAUGUCUUGGAGUCGCUGAAGCACCAGGAAAUGCUGGCCUAAAAGACAUCGUUCUUGGUUUGAAUUGGAUUAAAAAUAAUAUUGCUGGAUUUGGCGGUGAUCCUACUAAUGUUGUACUUCUCGGACAUGGCUCUGGAGCUGCAAUAGUUGAUUUAUUAACGAUGUCUCCAUUAGCUGAAGGAUUAUUUCAUAAAGCUAUUGUUCUCAGUGGAUCUGUGUUAGCUCCGUGGGCUGUCGCUUACGAUCCUAUUGGCUACGCUGAGAUUGUUGGUGCAAAACUUGCAUAUGAGGGCAAAAAUUCGGCCGAACUCGCCCGAUCUCUAGUCAACACAAACAUAGAAGUAUUAAUGCCAGUUCUAGAACAGGAAUUCACCAAUAAUUCAGUUUUGUUUGCCCCAUGCAUUGAGAACACACAACUAAAUGGCUCCUUCUUAACUGACGCACCGAUCAAUAUACUGCGCUCAGGAAAGUACAGCCAAGUACCGUAUUUGAUUGGUUAUACAGAUCGAGAAGGUACAAUCAGAGCUGCUGAAGCAGAUACAUGGAAAAGGCCGAUGUUUCAAAAUUUCACACAGUUCCUUGGAGUGGAUUUAGCAUUUGACACAGAUGCUAAUAAAAAGAACGCUUCUGCAUCAAUCUUCAACUUUUAUUUUGGGAAUAGUACAGAAAUGGAUAUUGAAGAUUACUUGGACUACCAUGGAGAUACAUCAAUAUUAGUCCCUGCUAUAAGAGGAGCAUUGGAAAGAGCUUCGACAUCAUCAGCGAAAGUGCAUUUAUUUGAGUUUGCAUACAGGGGUUCAACUAAUGCUGACUGGACAUAUCCAGCUAUUCCGUUGAACGGAGUGAAGCAUGGUGGUAUACUUGAAUACCUGUUUGGGACCAAUUUGACUGAACAAGGAGCCCAGGCUAUGUUCUCAUUUAUCAGAAGACUCUUGGUGUUUGCUAAUGCUGGGACUCCGAAUUUCGCAACACCCCGCGACGAUGCAGCCCAAUGGCUCACCGUCUCCAACUCCUCAUUCAACUACUUCUACUUCGGAGGGUCACCAGGUCACCCCAUGGUUGAAGAAUCAAAGAUCAACCCCCACACGCAGAGAAUGACAUUCUGGAAUCAACUCUAUUCCAAAUAUUAUAAGACUCCUGUUCCAGUGUCGUCAGCUUCGAAGAUCGUAGGAUUAAGUCUAUUGUUGAUUUUGUGCCAAAUUUUAGUUUUUUAAGAUUGGAUUUUAGUUACAUUCAGUUUUAAGUGCAUAUUUGUUUGAACUUUGUUGAUUAGUAAUGUUUAACGGCCAGUUAGUUGACCUUUAACACAUUUUUCAACGAAUAUUUAAUUUGAGAGUUUAGAUCAUAACAUAGAAGUACUGUAUUGUUCUUUAUUUUUAAUUGUUGAUUUCGUAAGUUAAGUGAUUUUAAAAUAGGUCUAUUCUGAAUAAGAAAGACUUAUAAAAUGACAACAAGAAUAUUACUAUGAACAUAUUUGGAAUAAUUUUAAAUGUUGGUGCCAUAAAAUACAAAAUAUUUUUUUUGUAUCACAGCAUAAAUUUUCAGAAAAGCAUUAUCAUUUCAAGACAAUAUGAAAAAAAAAUCAAUAAACAUUUUGUGUUAUACUUACUUAUUGUAAAAUUAUGAAAAGUACCAUAAAAAUAACAGCAGAAAGACAAGGAUAAAGAUAUUUACAAAUCAUCCUUGCACGCACAGAAAAACCCCUCCAUAGUAUAGAAAAUUCAAAGUUUAUCACGAAAGGAUUGAAAACCAAUAAAUUCUAAUGUAAGUAAAAACUGACAUCAAAUCAAUCAAAAGUCCCGAGUUUAGAAAAUAAUUCCCAAGAUCAAGAAUCAUAAACAUCUUUUUACAUAAAUCUGACUUCUAAUAAAUUGCAAAUCUGAUAGAUGUCACGGAGUUCCCAGGGACAAAUUUAUAUGCGUUGAAUCUCCUUGAAAGUGAAAACCCCACUGAAAGCAAUCACGACUAUGUGGUGAAUACAAAAUAAGGCUCAAUUUUCUAUGCCACUACUUUGAAUUCAAUUUGCCAUCCUAGAAAUCAGAUGGUAUUAAAAUCAAUGGUUUGGAAAAAGAUAUAGUUAUUAAUUUGUAUUGUACAACAUGGGUCGGGUUCACUGAGUGGCCUUCUACAGAGUGACUUUUUAUACAUUGGCAAUAUUUUGUAUACAUGCUCAGUCCAUGAUUCUGUACAACUUUUAGUAUGGGAGUAAAAAAUUAAAUACCUACCUAAGUAGUGGAAAAUUUAUGGUUUUAGGUUGCUUUCACACGAAAAGUUGUUCGAGUGCUUUCGACUGAGCAUGUACAUAAAAUAAACCUAACGUCAAUCCUUUUUGGGUAUGCUGUUUUUAUACAUCAUCUUUUUGUCCCUUAGUCGCCAUGUACGUCAUCCACUGGAGGUUAUGAGGUUAUACUAUUCUAAAGCAAGAAUCACAAAAAAAUAAAGCAAUAUUGCAAAAGUCCAG
Plodia interpunctella (Indianmeal moth) is the source of this 2965-nucleotide messenger RNA. Its product is annotated as cholinesterase 2. The coding region runs from base 66 to 1718 and encodes 550 amino acids. The record is from RefSeq and is a predicted model, not a curated record. NCBI's taxonomy places the organism in Eukaryota, Metazoa, Arthropoda, Insecta, Lepidoptera, Pyralidae. The transcript has 3 exons.